Silurus meridionalis is the source of this 3505-nucleotide messenger RNA. It is a transcript of the gene kcnj2a, whose product is annotated as potassium inwardly rectifying channel subfamily J member 2a. NCBI's taxonomy places the organism in Eukaryota, Metazoa, Chordata, Actinopteri, Siluriformes, Siluridae. The record is from RefSeq and is a predicted model, not a curated record. Gene Ontology annotation, biological process: potassium ion import across plasma membrane; regulation of monoatomic ion transmembrane transport. Gene Ontology annotation, molecular function: inward rectifier potassium channel activity. The coding region runs from base 518 to 1801 and encodes 427 amino acids. The transcript is spliced from 2 exons. Gene Ontology annotation, cellular component: plasma membrane.
GUAAGCGCGUGCUCGGAUCUGGCUGAGCACGUGGGAGUGUUUUUUAACAUAGAAAAAAGUAUAUAUACAUAUAUAUAUAUAUAUAUAUGUGUGUGUGUGUGUAUAUAUAUACACACACAUAUAUAUAUUUAUAUAAAUGUAUAUGAAAUAAUUCAUGGUUUGUACGCAGAUGCAGAGGACAGCAAAAAAGCGUCACAUCUGGUUGGAUAUAUCUUUUUGUUUUUGUUUUGUUUUUUCCUCAUGACCACCAAUGAUCAUCAGGAUACUUCAUUGACGAGAGCGAAGGCGCAGAUGAAAGCCAAGUGAUCAACGCACACUAGGCUCUGCAGACCUUCCCGUCAAUCAACGGUUUAACCGGAGCAGAGUCACGCCAUUUGCGUCCAGCUCUAAACAGUCCCACCAUUUCCUUCUCGUGUUUGUGUCCGUGAGCGUUUCAAAACUGUUUCUCCAACGCUUUUUCCAGAAACUCAGACUGUUUUGUAAAGCAGAAACAGCACAGCCCUCCCAGACAGAGGUGAUGGGAACUGUGCGGGGUAACCGCUACAGCAUUGUGUCAUCAGAAGAGGACGGGAUGAAGUUAGCCACUAUGGCAGUGCAAAACGGUUAUGGGAACGGGAAGAGCAAGGUGCACACUCGGCAUCAGCCCCAGAGCAGGUUCGUCAAGAAGGACGGACACUGCAAUGUACAGUUCAUCAACGUCAGUGAGAAGGGUCAGCGCUAUUUAGCUGACAUUUUUACCACUUGUGUGGACAUUCGCUGGCGCUGGAUGCUGGUUAUCUUCUGCUUGGCAUUCCUGCUCUCAUGGUUAUUUUUCGGAUGUAUCUUCUGGCUGGUGGCCAUCUUUCACGGAGACCUGGAAGGCAACAGCCCGAAAUGCGUUUCGAACGUGAGCAGCUUUACUGCAGCUUUUCUUUUCUCCAUCGAGACACAGACCACCAUUGGCUACGGCUAUCGAUAUGUGACGGAUGAGUGUCCUAUUGCUGUCUUCAUGGUGGUCUUUCAGAGCAUUGUAGGCUGCAUCAUUGACGCAUUCAUCAUCGGUGCAGUCAUGGCCAAAAUGGCCAAGCCGAAGAAGCGGAACGAGACGCUGGUGUUCAGCCACAAUGCUACUGUGGCCAUGAGGGACAACAAGCUGUGUCUAAUGUGGAGGGUUGGCAACUUGCGCAAAAGCCAUCUGGUAGAGGCCCAUGUUCGGGCUCAGCUCCUUAGAUCUCGUACCACAGUAGAGGGGGAAUACAUCCCUUUGGACCAAAUAGACAUUGACGUGGGCUUCGAUAGUGGCAUUGACCGUAUCUUCUUGGUUUCUCCAAUAACCAUCGUUCAUGAAAUUGACGAGGACAGCCCAUUUUAUGACAUGAGCAAACAGGAGCUCGACAGUACGGAGUUUGAGAUUGUGGUCAUCUUGGAAGGCAUGGUGGAAGCGACAGCCAUGACAACUCAGUGCCGUAGCUCAUAUCUGGCCAGCGAGGUCCUCUGGGGCCACCGAUUCGAGCCGGUUCUGUUUGAGGAGAAAAACUACUACAAAGUGGACUAUUCACGUUUUCACAAGACCUAUGAGGUGCCCAGCACCCCACUGUGCAGCGCCAGGGACCUUGCAGAAAAGAAAUACAUUCUUUCCAAUUCUAAUUCCUUCUGUUACGAGAAUGAGGUGGUGCUGCCGAACAAAGAGGAAAAGGAGGAAGGAGACGGGGGUGGACUGGUGCCCACAAGCACACACACUGACACCGGCUCAGACUCUGACCACAGUCAAGCCAGUGUUCCCUUAGAGUCACGGCCACUGAGACGGGAAUCAGAAAUAUGACCGUAAAAGCCUCGUGUGAAAAGUCCAGCAGUUGCCUGUUGAUCAGAUGGGCACAUUGAGCUGAACUGAGGUCCUGAGGGGACGCAGACUUAAGGUGACGGUACAGCUGCAAGGAGAGGUUAAGAGAUGAACUAAACAAGAGUGUUUAUGAUGAAUAUAUCCAGUUUAUAAAGAGGCAUUGCACUGAAAACAAGUGCACAUAAAGGGGGUGGGUGGGUUUAUCCAGUUAUGCAACACUACCUUUUAGUCCAUUGCUCUUUCGAUGGCACACAGUGGAAAGGAUGUAACUGCUAUGAAAAACUUGAAAAUAUCAGGCAUGUCUUCCUGUGCAUUUGCCAGCUGUGACAGUCGAAUGAAUAGGCUUCAAAAAGGGUGUUAUAUUAACGCACGAAUGAUCUCAAAUCACGUCGGUAUGUUUUGGAGAAAACAUACAAUAAUGUGUGCACGGUUACUUUAAUUUAUGGCUUGUAUGACAUAGCCAAGCAUCUCCAGUGUAGAAAACCUUUCCAGAUAGUAACCUAACAAAAGCUUAAUGCCAGUACAGACAGGUGUUUAUAGAUUUUAUAGAUAAGUGCCUGUAUUUAUAGGGUCCUAACAUGUCAUAUUGAUAUACAAUCGUUUUAACGUAAUAUUAAACAUUGGCAAAUUGAAUGUUUAACGUAUUACUGUUUGUUCCACUUAUUGUUAUUCCAAAGACCUCAGUUGGGGCCAUGCAGUAGGUAUCCCUGAAAUAGUCCUGUUGGGGACUUUUGAUUAGAUUUGUGUGUGACCUGUGGCCACAAUACAAACAGUUUACUUGCCAUUAAUGUAACGACUAGUUUGCUCUGCGUGGGUCAUUUGGGCUUAAUUGCAGGCUUUGCAGCAGGUUUAGGAGCUGGGGGAAAUGCAAGGAACAUGCCUGUUUACAGUGGUAACUCCCACAGGGUCAGACCAGUGUCAAAGCCAGACACAGCAGUCAUCCCAUCCACUGGGGAAGAGAGGGUGAGAAUGCGCUAAUGAAUGUUUUUCCAUACAUGCUGCUAUGUUGCAUCUUCUAAUAAGGUUUGGAGAAGACUGAAAUGUUCUAAAGAGUAUUCUAAACAAGGCAUCAGAUUAUUUUAAAGAGAUUAGACAUAGGUCUAUAGGACAAAAAUAUUUGGAUGGGGUUUUGGUUUUGUUUGUUUUUGCAGUACACAUGCUUUAUAUUAUCAGAUGGUUUUUCAUAUUCAAAGCCAAAUGUUUUUUUUUUUUUAAGGAAAAUAUCACAGAGAUCAUAGAAAUCAAGAGGCUACAGGGUAGCCCCGUGACAACUCCUUAUUCCCAAAACUCCAGUGUUAUCUAUUAUAUUUUAGUGCUGCAUAAGUAAGUGUUUCGAAAGUUGCUAGAAAUGUGUAGAUUUGCAUACGAGCAACUUGUCUAAAUUAAAAUAUCUAUUUUUUUACAAAAAAAAAAAAAAAGGAAUGAAAUGUUUAUGUACAACUGCACUGUAUUAUGGCCUUGAGAUUUGAGGUAGCUGAUUUUUUUUUUUUUGUAGAAUUGGAUAGAAACAGCACUGUUAGAGAUGUUCUUACCCCUACUACAACAUUUAGGUUUGUUGAAUUCAAAGGCAUUUUAGACAGCAUUAGCACUAGCGUCUAGCUUUACCUAACGAGCUGCAGUUGAACUCUGAUGGCUCGUUUGUUACAUGCUACAUGGGUCACUGAAAGCUGCAGGACUGAAUAAUAA